Molecule: messenger RNA, 2413 nt
Organism: Suillus clintonianus
Lineage: Eukaryota; Fungi; Basidiomycota; Agaricomycetes; Boletales; Suillaceae
Product: nucleoporin protein Ndc1-Nup
Exons: 7
Coding region: 114-2153 (679 amino acids)
Biological process (GO): nuclear pore organization; spindle pole body localization
Cellular component (GO): nuclear pore transmembrane ring; spindle pole body
Molecular function (GO): protein-macromolecule adaptor activity
Source: RefSeq, a predicted model, not a curated record
CUCAACGCCAACUUCGCUUUCUCUGUUUCAAGGUUUCGCCAAGAACUUUUACUGUCGCCUUCCCUUCUACCUUGGCGACGGAUUCUCCAAGCUGGAAUAAUUGAACAGCCAAGAUGUCUGCAGGACAAGGAGAAACGAUGCGAACGCGAGCUAUAACAUCCACAUUGACUGCACGCUUGUCCCCGACCGUGCCAUCUACUUCUCAAACUUAUGAACCCCUUGUUAGGUCUGCGCUUCGACAGCGACUCAUCCACAACAUAUUCGCGUUCUCCGCUGCAUUCACCCUUGUUGCCAGCAUUCUUCUCGGGGGAGAGGAUGAGACGAGUACUUUCGUCAGGCUGCUUUCGCCGGGAACUUGGGCGAUGGCCUGCCUCAAGUGGUCCGUUGGUGUAUUGCCUGUGAUUGCUAUGAGAAAAGUUUACCUCACCUCUGCCGCCACACCUGCAACUUCACCAGCCAAAAUAAUCACAAAUGCUAUUGCAAAGCCAAGCACACGCCGAUGCUUGGCAGUGUACAUGUCAUGUACAUUGAUGCUUAUCACGCUCAAUUUAUGCUCAUUUACCUCGGAAGAACGUGAAAGCCUUCAUUUGAAUGUCUUCGUAAAGUCGAGGAAACAUCCGUACUACCUCAACGGUCGAUUGCUUUUCCUCAUCCUAGCCCAGUUGUGGCUAGCCGCUAGUUUCUUGCUUCGAAACAUCAUGUUAGACCGAUUUGUGUUCAGAUGGACGAAACCCUUGAACUCGUCGGAACUUCCAAUUGCCCCGAGCAAUCUUCUGAAGCUACUCUUAACGAUGACUCUUUUCACCUCAUUUUCAUCAUUGGUGUAUGGCGUCGCUUUUGGUGUAUCGCGGAUGCUUGUCCUUCCGCUGCUUUUAAAGCUUCCAGUGGUGAACACCAUUGUCCGGCCGUUUAUUGCACAUUUCGCAAAAGGUCCAUGGACUCUAACCCUACCUAUAUUGCAUUGGUCGCUUUUGGUUCGAUCGUUUAUGAUGGGCCUUGUGACUGUAAUGAGUUGGGAGUUCGCGGAGUCGUUAUUUGACGCGUAUGUUCCCCAGCCGAUCAAAGUUGGCACCCUUACUGCAGACCCUAAUGUGACGGUUGUCUCAGGGAUAACGACUCAGGACACGGUGUUCGCACAUUUUGCGUACUCUGAGUUAGCAGAACUGGCUUCGGAUGAAUCUUCGGCAGGGAGCGCUCGUAGAACAGCCCUGUUUGGUGAUCAAAAAUAUAGUCCGAGCUUGUGGAACGUGUUGGCCCGUCAAUCGCUCCUGCGUCUUGGACAGGAUUAUCAAACAUUCUUACGACGCGGUGCGCCGAUUACUCCACCUGUCGUUGUAGCUCCAGCAGCACCAAAACCCAAAGAUCCUCCAUCGACCCCUUUGAUUCGGAAGGCUAUCUUCAAGGCUCCGCGGCAAUCUCCUCUUGGCAGUAUGCUGGAUUCAGUUUCUUCGGAUUCGGAGCUCUCGAAGGCUGCGGAAGCAGUGGCAGGCGAAAUGGAGGAACGCGCAAGUCAAAUGCACAUUCCAGAACUCUUCCGAUCUGUAGCGCAGUCAUCUGCGGCUGCCCCAGCAGCCAGCGCAGUCCUGACUAGACCGACACCAAGCAUCAUCUCCGACUGCGUUGCACAGCUGAAGGCGUACGGCGGGGCUCUCUUUGUGGGCCACUGUCCAGCUUGGUUGCAGGAGUCGGCGAUAAGAUGGAAUAAAUGGGUUUAUCGAGAGCGCUUGAAUAAGGUCGUUGAAGUCUGUUUGCCAAAUAGGGAGCUUGAUGCACUCAUCAUCGAAGCGCUAUCGCACUUCGUCUGUGCUUCCCUAAGCGAGGAUCGGUAUGGUGUGGUUCAAAGGGACAUACCACGCAUCAUCGAAGCUUUCCUCUCGUUUUUAUCUGCGAUCGAGGAGUAUCAGAUCGAAGUGAACGCUAAAUACACACCACCGACGCCCGAUGAACUCUCGCAAGGCGACACGAAGAUAUUGGAAGAAAAAGAGAUGAUCCGUGUAGAAGUUGCCAGAGCGGGCGACGUGCUCGUCGUUGUCUCAGAUGCACUGAAGACUGGGGUGGCAAAUAUUUCACGGACGUUCGGCGACAAGCUAGUUGCUUUCAAAUUCCCUCCUCGGACGGCACGGAAGCUACAGUCAUUUGUUGACUACACCUAGUGUUUCGGCGAUUUAGAAUCAGGGAUGAUCAUCAAAUCCUCUAAACCCCAGGCUCCUGGUGACUGCUCGCAUAUUGUGCAUCUCGUGAGGUACUAGCGGCAGCAUUGUUCGAACUUCAGUAACUUAGGGCAGGCAGCCCCCGCUGUAUUUAUCCUUCGAGCUUCAGAACGUCAUACUAUCUAUCGCAACCAACUAAUGAUCCUGUGCUAGAACGUGCAUCGUAAAUGUGUGCUUAUCGCAUCAACGUAUCUUUAUGCGGA